This is a messenger RNA of Triticum dicoccoides, 2388 nucleotides long. RefSeq names its product disease resistance protein RGA5-like. Gene Ontology annotation, molecular function: ADP binding. The record is from RefSeq and is a predicted model, not a curated record. Lineage: Eukaryota; Viridiplantae; Streptophyta; Magnoliopsida; Poales; Poaceae. Bases 115 to 2256 code for a protein of 713 amino acids. Gene Ontology annotation, biological process: defense response to other organism. The transcript has 2 exons.
UUUGCUGUGACCGGCAUCUCUGCUCAAACCACUUUACACUUCUUCUUCCUCUUGAAACCUCAUACAUAUACACUAGUCUCAUCACCGCCGGACACAAGAUCCUUGCUCGAACCGAUGGAGGGAAGAUAUGAAAUUCUGGGUGAGCCCACGGGUCGGCCAACGACUCGUGCCAUUGUGGCCGUUGACCCACGUCUAUGGGCGCUCUAUCCAGACGCCUCUGGACUUGUGGGCAUAGAUGGCUCCAAGGAGAAGCUCGCCGAGCUGCUGGGAAAGGGGGACACACAGCAGCUUAAAGUGGUAUCUCUUGUUGGGUUUGGAGGCAUGGGUAAGCCUACCCUUGCCAACCAAGUUCGUCAUAAGAUCAAGAGUCAAUUUGACUGCACGGCUUUUGUAUCGGUGUCCCAAAUUCCCAAUAUGGCCACGAUUUUAUCAAGAAUGCUCCUACAAGUUGGGGGCACGCUACCUUCAGACUCGAAUGAUGACCGCCGACUCAUUGACUUCCUAAGGGAACAUCUCAAGAACAAAAGAUACCUUAUCGUGAUUGAUGAUCUAUGGACAACAGAAGCAUGGAACACUAUUAGAUGUUCUCUUGUGGAGAAUGAUUGUGGUAGUAGAGUUAUAACAACAACACGUAUUGAAGCUGUAGCUCAGGCAUGUUGUUCUUCCCAUGGCAGUGUCUACAAGAUCAAGCCUCUUAAUGACAUUGACUCAAGGACUCUGUUUCAUAGAAGGAUUUUUCACCCCGAAGAUGCUUGUCCAGAGGAACUUAAGAAUAUUUCUGAUGAAAUUUUAAUGAAAUGUGCCGGGGUGCCAUUAGCCAUACUUAGUGUAGCCAGCAUUUUGGCUAGCCCUGAAGGGGUAAAAUCAAAGGAAACAUGGGAAAAGGUUAAAAAUUAUUUAGGUUUCCAGUUAGAAGGAAACCCUGCUUUAGGGUUGAUGAAACAUGUGCUCAAUCUUAGCUACAGUGAAUUAUCUCCAGACCUUAAGACCUGUAUGCUAUAUCUUGGUAUAUUUCCUGAAGAUGGGGAAAUAAGCAAGGAUGAUUUGGUGAAGAGAUGGGUAGUUGAGGGUUUUCUUACUGAAGACUAUGGGCCUUAUGGACCAGAGGAGAUUGCAGAAAGUCAUUUUAAUGAGCUUAUCAAUAGGAACAUGAUCCAAAUAGGCAAGUUGGAUGACUGCGGGCAUGUCUUAUCUUGUCGGGUGCAUGAUCUAAUGCUUAACUUUAUCAUAGUAAAGUCAACAGAUGAAAAUUUCAUCACUAUAAUUAAUGAUGUUCACAGUACGAAGAAGGGCCAUCUGGAAGCUCAUCGGUUAUCCCUCCAAGUCAAGAAUUCUGAAUAUAGUCAGGCGCUGGCAGACAUGGAUCUCGCAAAAGCUCGGUCAUGUAACUUCUGGGGGCCUUGUGAAUUGGUGCCUCCUCUCUCGAGGUUUCAGCUUUUGCGAGUUCUAUCUCUAUAUAUUGAUCAUCGUCGUCAUUAUUGUUCCAGGGGCAACCAGCAACAGUGUGUUUUGUCUCCGUUACGCGGCCUUUUGCAACUGCGAUAUCUGAGUUUGAUGAGCAGACACUAUUUUAUGCUAGAUGCUGGUGACUUACCCUCAACGCUGUGGCAUCUGAUUGUUCCGCCAAAUGUGAGGGUGAGUGAUAUUCGCAGGAUGAAAGCCCUCCGAACAUUGGAUAUGUACGAGAUAUUUCUCCAUGAUACACAAAGGUACGAGCAGCGUAUCCAUGGUACCACUAUCACAUAUGUAUGCAGGGAGAUAAAACAUGAGGCGAACAUCAAGGGUCUUGGCGAGCUGACCGAUCUAAGGGAGUUAACGCUUUGUCGAGGUUCAUAUGGCGUAGGGGACACUCAUGAUCUUCUACUCUCUACCCUCUGCAAGCUCCAUAGCCUCCAGUGCCUAACCAUCCAUGGGCAUGGUAUACAUGAAGAUUGCAUGUGCUACCCUGGCCGUUAUGGUCCUCACAUGGUAUACAUGAAGAUCACAUGGUAUACUUGGUCCUUAUGGUCCUCACCGCCACGCCAUCUUCGUAGAUUGCAUGUGCUACCCUGGCCGUUCUCCAGUGUCCCAGAUUGGAUCUCCCAACUGGACAAGCUCACAAGUUUGGAAGCUGAACUUGACUCGCUUUCAAGGGAUGGUGCCGAGAUUCUUGGCAAGCUGACCUCGUUGGUGCACCUCAGGUUACAUGUCAGGGAGGAGCGUGCUCCCGAUGAAGGCGUUGUCAUCCGCAGAGCAAUGUUCCCAAACCGGCCUUGAGUGUUUUUGGUUCAGACAUCAGGUGCCUUGCCUCGUGUUUGAGGCAGGGGCCAUACCCCUGCUUCGGAGACUCACUGUAGACUGCUACAUGAAAGCUGUGCGGCAAUCUGAUGGUGUACUUGAUGGCAUCGA